Symbiodinium natans is the source of this 4458-nucleotide messenger RNA. The record is from the annotation of a GenBank genome assembly. NCBI's taxonomy places the organism in Eukaryota, Dinophyceae, Suessiales, Symbiodiniaceae.
AUGGCGGCCACUUCCGUGUUGGCAUCGACGCCUGCUUUGGAGAAGCAAUGUGAAAAGGUCGGCCUCUCUGAUGAAUGGACCAAGGCGAUGAUCGCUGCGCAAGUUGACACCUUGUCCAAGGUCUCCUAUGCAGUCAGCUUACCAGGCACGCCCGCGACUGACACCAACAUCGAGGACUUUGCUGGCAAACUUCGACCAGGUGUUGCUCUCUCUUUGGGCGACAAUGCAGCACUUAAGCGCUUGGUCUUUGAAGCUCAGACACUUUGCAUCGCCGAGCUUCGGAGUUCGGUGCAGGUUGGUGAAGAUGCUCCACGCAAGCUGCCGGCUGCAGAACGUGCUCUGCGGAUAGAGCAGCAAGCAGCUCGCUUGAAGGGACUGCCUCUGGCCAAAGGUGCAUGGCAAUGUGCGCACAGCCUCUACGAUCGUUUUGCUCACAUGAGAGAGACCGAAGAGCUUCGCUUUGUCCCACCUGAUGAAUGCAUCACCCGGGAUCAGGAGUUGGCCGGCAGCAAGGCACCGAAGUCUGUGCAGCUGGAUGCAAGCAAGUCGGGCCUCAUCGUGAAGGAUGAGGAAAUCACCAAUACAAUGAACAUCACCUCAGAUCACGAGCUUUACCUGAGUUUCAUGAGGCGCGCCUUGGCCAUGGAUCUCGUGGGCCUCGCCAGCUUUGAUGUGAUGCAGAAGUGGAUCGAGCGUCUGUUCGAUGUGAUGAACCAGGAUCCACCUCCAAACUUCUCCCGGGUCUCUCGUGCCCAGGUCCUUCGUGCGGAUCGCCAAGUCUUCGUCGAGCUGGCCCGUAGAGCCAAUGGAGGGCUGAAAGCCCUCGCCGAUGGCUCGCUGCCACUGGAUGCAGAGUUUCGCAAUUUGCCGGGCAACACUGAGAUCAUGUACUUCUUGCUGCCGACACCGGAGAAGGGCAAGGGCAAAGGCAAAGGCAAGGGAGACAAGCGCAAGCAUUCGGGCGAUGGCGAUGAAGGUGGCGACAAGAAGAAGGCCAAGACCACUCGCGAUCCCGUGCCCAAGGAGCUUCAGGGUUGCCAUAGCAGGACUCCCAAGAAUAAGCCGAUUUGUUUCAACUAUAACUUGGGCAAGUGCAAAAAGGGCAAAGCCUGCAAGUUCGAGCAUGUGUGUUGCAGACCCAAUUGCUAUGGCAAGCACCCCUUCUCCCAGUGCCCGAAAGCCAAUGAAGCUGCUGACGCGACCUUGUGGCUGUCGCUGUUCCUACAUCGUCCACAGAUGAUGUCAAUUUUCCUUGUUCUGCCGUUGACUGUGCUUCGUUGCCUGCUGAUUUUGAUGUGCAAAGCCAGGUUGGCCACUCGUCAUCCGGAAGCAUUCCGUCAUUUGGCUAUUCCAUGUCAGCAUGUGCAUGUGUCCACUGCCACAACCACCAAUCGUGUGCCUCCAGAGGCUGUUGCUGCCUUUUAUGAUGCUGUGGGGACUGCCAUUCUCGGGUUCUUGCGGUUCCCGCCCCUCGCUCCCGGCCCCACUCCCUUGCAUUUGGCACAGGUGGCUGCCGGCUUGCAGCCCCGACGUUCGCACCUUUGCCUGGUGCCUGAGUUUAAGUGCAUUGCCAAUGUUCGCCUCCCGGAGCUGCCCCCUCUUCAGGACGGCAAACUGAAGCACGAGCUGGAUCCAAGCACUUACUCCCUGGUUCUCAACGGGGGAAGGAUGGCCAAGGAGCAAGUGAGUGCUGCAUCGUGUGUGGACACAAAUCAGGAUGUUUUCUCGCAUGAAGCUGAGCUGGCUGCCAGCCGUUUGGGCGAUGUGCCCACACGGGAGGAGCUCUUGAGCAUAUUUGCUUUGCAUGAUGCUGACCCUUCUAAACGCAUGGCCGGGAUUCGCGCGAGCGAAAAAUCUUGGUCAUCAGGUGCUUAUGCCAUGGGAGGCUGUGUCGGCGUCCGAAAGAAUGCUUCCAUGUUCCCUGUGUUCACCCGAGCACUGGUCCGGUUCCUCAGGCAUCGGAUCCCCGAUGCCAGGUUUUCAUGCGUUGCUAUCUUUUGCGAUAUGUUACAGGGCAUGCACAAAGAUAUGUGCAAUCAAGAGGGUACACUCAACUAUGGGGUUGCACUUUCGGACUUUUCGGAAGGGUUUGUGUGGGCUCACGACCCGGCGGGCAAAGUUCACAAGCACACGCCAUCAGGUAAGCUGCCGGGGGUGUUGCACGACAUUGCAAAAGCCCCGGUGCGCUUUGAUGCGAGAAAGUUUCAUUGCGUCAUGCCGUGGCAUGGACAAAGAGUAGUGGUGAUUGGCUACACACCGCAAAGAGGUUGUGCCCUCAGUGCCAAAGAGGUUCGUUAUCUGCUUAGCUUAGGCUUUCCGUUGCCGUGGGUCGACACGCCGUCUCCUACUGUGCCUCCAGUCCACGAUGCACCUGUCGAGCAACGCUUGGAAAAUGUCGCCGACUCUGGUCCCGUGCACUCUAAGCUACCUUGUGCUUCUGCGGCUGCAUGCGAUACCCACUUGUACACCUUCGGUGUUUACCACUCUGAAGCCGAGUUCGUCCGCAAGGCCGUGCAGGUGGGGCAUCCGAGGAGCCUCUAUGGUAGCUUGCCCCAAGCCAUGGAGGAGUGUAUCGAUGCGUUGCUUGUCAUGCCUGAGGCUUCAGUUGUCACUAAGCGUGCGGCAUGGCUUGCGCAUUGGACGGCUCGUGCCAAGGCCAUCCAGGAGAACCCCGAUCCUGAUUGGCACAUCCAAGAUCCUGCAAUGCGCGCUAUCCUUGGACGAAAGAGGCUGCAGCUGCUUGAUGAGAUCCUUUUAUCGGAGGGUUACGGCGAUUGCACACUAGCUAGGGACAUGCACCAUGGUUUUGACUUAGUGGGAGUGGCGCCGCCUUCUGGUGUGCUGCCUGGCAAGGUCACCCCUGCUUCUCUUGAGCCUGAGGCCCUUAGUGCCAAUGCGUGUCGUGCCAAUGAUGCCUUGCGUGCAAGUUUGCGUUCUUGUGGCGAUCUGGAGCUCGAUGAGAAGCUUUGGGAGAAGACCCUGCUGGAGGUCGAACAAGGGUGGUUGCAGGGACCGCUCGAGUGGUCUGACUUAGGCCCGGGGGAGAUAGCAUCACCCCGCUUUCCUUUGUUGCAGAAUGGCAAAGUGCGCCCGAUCGACGACUACUCUCGAUCUGGUGUCAAUAGUUGCGUAACCACACUUGAGCAGCCAACCGUGGACACUGCCGACGUGGCAGCCGCCAUGUUCAGCAAACUCUCGAACGGCUUGUUGCGCAAGGGGAGGUCUGGUGCUCUCCUAGGUAGGUCUUACGACUUGACAUCCGCAUAUCGACAGCUAUGUGUGUCGAGGGAGUCGUCACGCUUUGCCAUAGUGGCAGUGUUCUGCCCAAAGGAUGGGAAAUCAUACCUAUUUCGCCAGCCUUGCCUACCAUUUGGGUCGCGUGCAUCAGUCAAUGGUUUCAUUAGGUGCUCGAGGUGCAUCCAGUGGAUCGCACUCCGGUGCUUGCUUGUGCCGCUGACGUCCUAUUACGACGACUUCAUAUCUGCGUCAACAUGCACUCUUGCUGCCAACACCGACACGACCAUGGCGAUGCUGUUUCGCCUAUUGGGCUGGCAGUAUGAUGAGGUCGGUCCAAAGGCUGACGUUUUUAGUGACCGGGUUGAAGCCCUCGGAGUGGCCUUUGAUCUUUCCGAGACAUGUUCCGGUGUGGUCAUCGUGGACAAUACCCUCAGAAGGAAAGAUGCUCUAGACAGCCUAGUUAGCGAAGCACUUGCAAGGGGGACCCUCAAUCAUUCUCAAUCGCUCGAGAUGCGCGGCAAGCUGGCCUUCGCUGAUGCACAGGUCCUCGGUCACUCGGGGAAAUUUGCUCUGAAGUUGCUGUCUGCGCAUACCCAUGCGAUUCCUUUCAAGACGCGCAUUGCUGAUGACUUGAGCCGCGCUCUGAAGUACUUGAGACAAAGAAUCGUUGAGGGCUCUCCCCGGCGUGUGUUACCAACUGCCAAGGACACGUGGUUCCUUUUUACCGAUGCAUGUUUCCACGACGCUGGUGAUGGUGGUUUAGGCGGGGUGCUGGUGUCUUCCCUAGGUUCGGUGAAGUCGUGGUAUUGCCUUCCUUUGUCAGCCGAUGACAUCCAGCCGCUCAUUUCCCACACAGCCCGCACCGGGAUUGGCGAACUCGAGACAAUGGCGACCUUACUUGGCAUCCAGCUAUGGAGGGGCCAUCUACGGAGCACCAACGUGGUAGCUUUCAAUGACAACGAAGGUGCCAAGUUCGCCUUGGUCAAGGGUUACUCCAAAUCCAUGUCAGUCACCAGGAUUUGCCACGUGUGUGCGACUGUUUGUGAGACCGACAUGAUCAUGCCUUGGUUCUGUCGUGUUCCCUCAGCAUCCAACAUUGCCGAUCCGCCUUCACGCAGUAUGUCCUGCGAUGCCUUACCCGAAACCUUCAAGCUGCCCUGCGAUCAGGUGCGGCGCGCGUACCUUAGCUUGAGGGGUCGAGUCUGCAGUAUGCUCUCGUAG